This is a messenger RNA of Paracoccidioides lutzii Pb01, 4302 nucleotides long. Its product is annotated as ankyrin repeat protein. The record is from RefSeq and is a predicted model, not a curated record. Gene Ontology annotation, molecular function: protein binding. Bases 1 to 4302 code for a protein of 1433 amino acids. The transcript is spliced from 4 exons.
AUGUGGCCGCCCAGCAAUCCCUCAUCACCUGUAUUUCCUCACCUUGAACCGAUCAUUGUUGACGGCGACAUGGAGAACACCUACGGUGAUGGGGAUAUGAAAUGUUUUGACCCAGCUGUGCUCGAGUCGUCGACGUCAGGUGGCACCCAGGACUUUGAAGAUCUCUUCUUGCGGCCUUCUACUGUCACUCAAACCCCCAAUUCGACCUCAUGUUUGUCACCAGCAAUGUUGGUGAAAGCCGGUCACCAGCAUCCCUCAGCAAAUUUUGCGGAAACAAAUUCUCCUUUAUCCGACACUCGUUCAGAUUCUCCUGGAGAUUCGAGUCAUAGCUCCUCAGCCGAUUCUCCGCCUGGACAUCUACGAAAGGGUUCUUUGGCUUCUAAUAACUCUGUAGUUUUUAGUCAGAAUAGCACGGCAGGAGAGACGUUUUCUACCCCAUGGUGGCCGGGAUUGGACGACCUCACGGUGCGAGAUUCGCCUUUAUUUGGGCAAAGUAAUGGUGAUCCUUCCUUUAAUGGCGACUAUAGCCUAGACAGCGACCUGGAGACCAGCAACAAAGCUAUGAACUCCGCCUUCGAUUUUGAUAGUGCUGCAAGCAGUCCCAGCCCUCUCAAGAUGGAAGCAACCUCUGAGUCCAACGUCAAGCCCCUACAAACCGGAAAAGGGAUUAGAGUCCCAUCAAGUACAAUACAUCAAGUUCUGGAAUCUAGUUCGCCAUCACCCCAUUUUCCUGUGUCAACCGGCUGUUUUUACUUCGGUAGAUUGUCGGAUGCGCCCAAAACUUCGUUAUUUCACGCCAAAGAUCGACCUGCUUCCAGCCAGUGGAAGCAUCGUUCCCCAGCUUCAGAGUUAGAGGAGACAUUUGGAAGCAUUAACAUGAACGGCACUUCCCCUCUGAGUUCUACCCUCUCACCAAGUUUAAAUUUUGAACUACACACAGUCAACUUUGACACUGUAGCAAAACCUUCUAUUCCUCAAUUCCCCGUUGGUGGUCCUGCUCACGCCGCAGUUCAUAUAAACGUUGGAGAGGAAAACCAUUGUCAACCACGGUUAAUUGUACACCCGACCUCUUUAAAGUCACGGGUGGAAACUCAGAUCCCAAUUAAACUUACUCUCUGCCCUUUACCUCAUGGCGUCAAAAAACUGCGACUUCCAAGCUAUGCCAUUUCGAAACCAAAGUUCCUCGCAAAAUUGGGUACUGAUCGCUCAGCGGAGAUCCUUGAGCUUCGCACAACUGUUGUCUGCACGAGUGCUAUGCAGGAUAAAAAGAAGCUAGAACGAGCUUAUGCAAGAGCACGAGGUGAAGAACGUCAAGCUACCCCCAUAAAACCGGAGUCCCAGUGCGAGGGCCAACCAAAGGAGGAAACCCCGCUCGAAGGUGGGGAUGUUAAAAUAUGUUCCGGCUGCAUCCAGCGAGAACGAAAGAGGGCAUCACGAAAAAAGCAGAGGAAACCGGAGGAAGAUGAAUUAUUUCAAAAGGACGAAGAAAAAAGAGUUAUCGUGUUUAAUACAACGGAACUGAAAGAUUGGGUAGAGCCCACCAGGACUGUUGCAGGGAGUACUGAAUCCCCUUCUUCCGCUGCGCCUCCCGGCGCUAUGCAGGUCGAACUUCCGAUGCGGAUCGCCUGUUAUUGUAGACAUCAAAAUGAGAAGCUCGGAUUUCAGGUUAUUUUCACAAUCAAGGAUCAUCUCGACAACACCAUUUCUCAAGCGAUAACGAACUCGAUCAUGAUUACUGAUGACCAUAAAACUCAUUCGUCUGCAAAUAUUUCUAUUCCCGCUAAUUCUACCCUGCCGGGGGGUCAUCAGCUCCCUGGCGCAGGAGUGUUUUCUGCGAGCGCCAACCCUAAUUCUUUGGUUGCCCAACCUCCUUUCCGCUUGUCCCACUCUGCAACAGAUUUGCAAGCACUCUGGCAUAAUCAGUUUCAUGGUCCUCGAGAACCCCCCAAUAAACCUCCAAAUUCCCAACCGAAUGCUCUUUUAGUAUUCCCAACGCGAUAUCUGUCGAGACAAUCUUCUCCAACCGAUUUCCAAGGACCCUCCAGCAAGCGUCGUAAACAAAGUGGUUCAGGCAAGCUUCCUGCAGGGUUAACCAUGACAAAAAUGGAAAACUCCCGCAAUCCAACUACCCCGGUAAAUCUCGCUGGAAACAAUCAAAGCACUCAACCAUCUAGAGUACAACAAUUGAAUGAGCAAAACAAACAACCUUUUGUGAUACCUUCUUCAAUGACACCACAAUUUGCAACUGGCCCACCUACCCCGAAUGCCAAUGAUAUGUCAUUUUUCAGUCCCAGCGAGCGACCUCAAACCUGUAACAUUCCUCAGCAGCAAAAUUUGAUAUCUGCGCCAAGUUCUGCCCAAACGAGCCGGCCCGGAAGUCCAGGGCCUGCCAAUCAGUUCCAUAAUCCUAGCAAUCCACCAGCCGGGCCUGCUGUGUCAAAUCAAAUGUGGAGCAUUCCCCCUCCCGGCCCACCGAAUCGACUACCUACUAUGAUCCACAAACUUGUCCCAUCCGAGGGCUCUACCACAGGGGGAAGCGAAGUAACGUUGCUAGGAAGCGGUUUCUACCCCGGAAUGGAAGUUGUGUUUGGCGAUACAUUGGCAACAACGACAACAUUUUGGGGAGAUAAAUGUUUGAAUUGCCUUACUCCACCUGCCUUGCAGCCUGGUACGGUUCCCGUUGUGUUCAAGCAUGAGCAUCCGACAUUUGGACAGGCCCAGCCGUCCACCCAACCAAUCAUGCCGAAACAACAGAUAUUUUUCCGUUAUGUGGACGACCGAGAACUCCAGAUGUAUCGAGUUGCCCUGAGCAUACUGGGCCAAAAACUGAGGAAUCCCACUGACGCUUUCCAGACCGCCCAGCAAAUUAUGGGUGGAGGGUCGAGUAGUAUGUGGAACCUUCAAGGCAGCUUCCAAGGCAACGGACAGCAAGGCCAUGGGAAUUCCAACUCGCACGCUAAUAUAAAUGAUUUGGAUGCAAAGAUGCUUGUUUAUCUUGAGUCCUUGGACUCGGAUGACAGUCGUAGGUCUCCACGGUUCAAUCGUCGUUCUCCUUCAGGACAGACGCUUCUCCACUAUGCCUCUUCUCUCGGCUUAACUAGAUUUGUUGCUGGAUUGCUUGCUCGGGGUGCGAAUCCAAAUGUGCAAGAUAGCAAUGGCAACUCACCACUGCAUCUAGCCGCUCUGAGUGGGCAUACUCACAUUGUCCAUCGUCUACGUUUGUCUGGCGCUAACAUUGGCGCCACGAAUUUGCGCGGCUUCACACCGGCUGAUCUUGCAACCUCUCUAGAAGCCCAUCAAGCCGUCCUUGUUCCUGCUCGACAUUACAGAUCGCGCAGUGUCGGUUCAGCACCUUCCUUGCGCCGUCGACUGAGCUCUGCAUCACUAGACAUGUCUUGGGAAACCUCAUCCGGCGAUUCUGAAACUCUUCUGGAAGAUUCCUCCGACGACUCCGAAGAAGUAAGCGACGAACCAGAGUCUUCAGGGGAGGCUCUUGAACCUGCUUUCUACUACCCACAGUCCCGACGAGCGAGUGUAAACCGGGAGCUCAACCAGGGUUUCUACUAUCCACUUUCUCAUGAACCUACCGCCGCACCCAGCGGUGUACUACCUCCAAAUGACGGGGAGGUUGAAGGUGCAGAUGAAAGCAGCGAUGCAACUCCUGCUAGACUCAUGGCGUGGCGUGACCAACUUGCUGCUCAAAUCCACCAGUUCCAACAGAGUGUGAACUGGACAUUCCCCAACCUUCCUGCGCUUCCUCCGAUGCCGACCCUUCCAGACUAUCAAACAUAUCCUAUGAUGCGACGAAUAACGUCUCUUGUCCCACAGCGGCCAACUACCUCAUGGUCGACCACAGUGGUAAAGGAUAGCUGGGACCGGUUAACUGGCAACUCGUCUCCACCAGCUUACGAAGAUUUAUACCCGGCGGAGGAGACGAAGGAGGAAUACGGCAUCAAGAAAUCGUCAAUGGUUCAGGCUGCAGCGGACGCAGCAGUUGAUCAACACUUCGAAGCCUUUUCGGAAGGCGAAGUGUCAUCGUCGAGCUCUGUUUUGACCCAGAAGGACAUUGGAGAUGUCCGGAUCGGACGAACAAAUAUUCCUCGUGAACAACAAGAACAACUACGGCAGGCCCAUGCUCGUAAGAUGAAGAGGCUUCGCAGUGAUAGAAACCUCUUUUUCAUUUGGAUCCCUCUUCUCAUUGUUAUUGCUAUUGCAAUGCUGCAAAACCUCGUUCCUGACAUUUGGAACGGUGUUUCUCGGAGCUAUCAGUUUAUCAAGGCGAGAUAUCGGUUAUAUAUGUAG